AUGACUAUUUCGACCAGAAGACUUGUUCAGAUUGCAGCAUGGGGCGGCUUAAUAGUUAGUGCAACAGGGUUUUAUUUACAGCAAAGGUUAAUAGAAAGAAUAAAGGGCUUUGAUUACUACAAAAUGGCUUUAAAGAGGUUACGAAUUCAUCCUGGAGCUGUUCUCUAUUUAGGAGAACCAAUUAAAGAUAAGAAUUUCAAGAUUACUGAUACUGUAAACAAUUUUUCUGAUGGUAAAACAGCAAGAUUUUGUAUACCUGUCUCAGGGCCUAAAGACAGAGGGAGUUACUACUUUUGGGCGGAAAAUACAGACAAUGAAUGGAAAAUAACUAGAGCUGAAUUAGAAUUAAAAUCAAAUCAAGAUGCGAGACUUCUCAUAGUCAAAUAA
Molecule: messenger RNA, 387 nt
Organism: Arctia plantaginis
Lineage: Eukaryota; Metazoa; Arthropoda; Insecta; Lepidoptera; Erebidae
Source: the annotation of a GenBank genome assembly